GGUUGGGUUUUAGGGGCACCCCAAUUCCCCUCCAAAGAGCGGUUUGAACCUUUUUGUGGUGCCUCUGAAUCUGACCCUCCUCAUUUUCCAAUUUUCAGUUAUCAUCAUUUCAAUAAGGGUUUCCUCGGAUUGUGUUGUUACAAAAAAAAAAUAUGAUAGGGGACUUUCUUACUCGGUUACUUAUCCUCAUCUUCGGGUAUGCAUACCCUGGAUUCGAAUGCUAUAAAACAGUGGAGAAAAAUAAGGUUGACAUUGAAGAACUUCGAUUCUGGUGUAAAUACUGGACCAUUGUGGCACUUUACACAAUCAUAGAGAAGUUUGUAGACAUAUUUUUUGGAUGGUUGCCAUUCUAUGGAGAGGCAAAGAUUUUUAUGUUUGUCUACCUUUGGAAUAACAAAACCAAGGGAACAACUGUUAUUUAUGAAACAAUAUUGAAGCCUAUUAUAUCAAGGCAUGAGAGUGACAUAGACAGAAAAAUACUAGAAUUUAAGGCAAGGGCAAAGGACUAUAUCCUCUUUUAUUGGCAAAUUGCAGCACAAUAUGGAAGUGGUGCUUUUGUUCAGGCUCUUCAAUAUGUGGCUUCUCAAUCCGUUAGAAUGACUGCUAAUCCUCCUGCCGCCACUAAUAAUCAGAAGCAGGCGUGAAAAGGCAUAUCACAAUCUCCAAAAAAAUUUAAAGAGAAUUAGUAUUUGUACCCAAGGAUGAGAUAUAGAGGAAGG
This is a messenger RNA of Arachis stenosperma, 719 nucleotides long. Its product is annotated as HVA22-like protein j. The transcript is spliced from 7 exons. The record is from RefSeq and is a predicted model, not a curated record. The coding region runs from base 153 to 644 and encodes 163 amino acids. NCBI's taxonomy places the organism in Eukaryota, Viridiplantae, Streptophyta, Magnoliopsida, Fabales, Fabaceae.